CAAUGCUUAUAAUUCCACCAACCAAAUUAACAUAAACACUUAAAACACAACCUCUCCAAAACCCUUAUACUCAUAAACUAUUUCCCAUCCUUUUUCUUUUUUCUUUUUUUUUUUUAAUUUCUUUUUACCAUAUGGAUAGUAACAAAUACGCCAACAAUAAUAAUGGUACUACAUCUCCGCCGCCCCUAACCUCCUCCGAUCACAGCCUCGACGCCACCGGCAUGCGGACCGUCGACACCUUGCUCCGCCUUGUGCCGAUGGGCCUCUGUGUCGCUGCGCUUAUUGUCAUGCUCAAGAACUCUCAGACCAACGACUAUGGCUCUGUCGCUUACUCCGACCUCGGAGCUUUCAAGUUUUUGGUGCAUGCUAAUGGGAUAUGUGCUGGCUACUCGUUUUUGUCGGCGGCGGUGGCGGCCGUGUCUCCGCCUUCAACCACUUCUAAAGCUUGGACUCUCUUCUUCCUUGAUCAGCUGUUGACGUACCUAACCCUAGCGGCGGGGACGGUGUCGACGGAGGUGUUGUACCUGGCCUACAAUGGAGACACUGAAAUAACUUGGAGUGCAGCCUGUGGGACAUUUGGGAAAUUCUGCAGCAAAGCUACAGCUUCGGUUGUCAUCACAUUUGUUGUGGUUGCUUUCUAUGCUUUCAUUUCCAUUUCAUCUUCUUACAAACUAUUUAGUAGGUACAAUGCUCCAUUGCCAGAUCCUUCCAAGCAACUUCAGAUUCCAGCCUUCCAUGGCUAGAUUUUAGCCUACAUAACCUAAGUUUCUAUUUGCUUUGCUUUGCUUUGCUUCUCAUACUCUCUAGAUCAUUUAUCAUGGUGCAACUGUAUACACUGUGUUAAUGCAAAAAACAUUAAAAACUUUUUAAGGUUUCCUAGUGAAAUAUUCCAAUAAUGAUAAUCCUUUUGGGUUCAAA
This is a messenger RNA of Benincasa hispida (wax gourd), 918 nucleotides long. Its product is annotated as CASP-like protein F16. The record is from RefSeq and is a predicted model, not a curated record. Lineage: Eukaryota; Viridiplantae; Streptophyta; Magnoliopsida; Cucurbitales; Cucurbitaceae.